Molecule: messenger RNA, 1983 nt
Organism: Eriocheir sinensis (Chinese mitten crab)
Lineage: Eukaryota; Metazoa; Arthropoda; Malacostraca; Decapoda; Varunidae
Product: monocarboxylate transporter 12-like
Exons: 7
Coding region: 27-1910 (627 amino acids)
Biological process (GO): transmembrane transport; monocarboxylic acid transport
Molecular function (GO): monocarboxylic acid transmembrane transporter activity
Source: RefSeq, a predicted model, not a curated record
ACGACGGUGACCGAAGCGUCCUCAACAUGCCGUCCCUCGCUGUCCAGGAGUCUCUCUCUCCCAACGUCUCGUGGGAAGCGGACGAGAAGCCACUCAACUCGGACGCUUUUGGUCACCUUGAGCUGCAGACGGACGGAGGAGAUCUCGAUGACGCUCAGUCCGAAGACCCGACAAGUGGUUGCGACAAGACUAUCUUUUCUGAAGACUGCAAGAACUACCAGGAGGUUUUUAGAUUCUCCAAGGACCACAAGGAGCUUUUUGGAGACUUCGAGGACUCCAAGCAAGCUUCUGGACUGAGUCAGCAAGCGGCCAGCAAAUCUGCAACAUUCAAAUGUGACGUGAACGGUGGACAUACUGAGGCGAUGAACGACGAAACCGCCAUCAAGAAAAGAGGAACUGACCUGAAAUGGAUCGAUGAAGAAGGAAAAUGUUCGAAGGAGAAGGACAGGAGACUGGAUGCCCCCAAAGAUCGGGAGAAAGCAAAGGAUGAAGGUAGUCAGGUGCUGGAACAUGAGGCGCUGGACCGCGGCUGGGCGUGGCUGGUGAUGUUCGGCUCCUUCGUCGUCGGGGCUGUGAUGGGUCUCCUCAUUCCUUGCUAUGGGAUCUUGUUUUUUGACUUGCUCACGAGCUUCAACGCGUCCUCUACGGUGACCUCAGCGAUAUUCAUCGUAGGAGUCUUCGUUUUCACCUGCGCCAACAUGGUGGCGGGGCCGCUGACGGAGCAGUUUGGGUGGCGAUGCGUGGUUGUGGGCGGCGGUCUCCUUGCCUUCGUCGGCAUGGCAGCCUCCGCCUUCACCCCCUCCCCCUACUUCCUUUUCUUCUCUUACUCCAUUCUCUCAGCUCUCGGCCAAGGACACUGCGUUUUCGUGUCAUACGCAGUCAUGCCACACUACUUCAAGCGACGAAUCGGCAUGGCUAACGCACUCAUGGCGUCGGGAGUUUGCAUCGGCGGCAUAGUCGGGCCUCCAGUGGUAACCUUCCUGCAGGAGCAAUACGGCUUCAAGGGCGCCACUCUCAUCGUGGCGGCGUUUGCACUCAACUUUUGCCUUGCUGGUGCCUUGUUCCGCCCGCUGCAGAGACCCAGUAACGUGAAUAAGACCACGGAGAGCACGGACAAGGAAGCCAAGGACAAGGAGAUCAAGCACAAAGCGAUCAAGGACAGGGACACGAAUAACAGUGAGGACCAGGAGGUCAGAAAGAUUAUGAAUAAGAUUGCAGCCACGGGCGAAGACAAGAAUGGACUAUGCUGUGUGGCGAGACAGAUGGUCUCCUCCGUGGUCACAAACAUGAAACUCUUAAAAAACUCUUACGUUGCCCUUAUAACCCUUAGUGGCGCCUUGGUGAUGGCCGGAUACAUGAACCUCUCCUCUCUGGUGCCCUUCCUCAUCCAGGAGUACGGGCACACGCAGGAGACGGCGGCGUGGUGCUUGUCCGUAGCCAACUUCUGCAAUCUAGCCGCCCGCUUCCUCUUGGCCUCAUGCAUUGACUUCUCCUGGUUCCACAUCCGCGGCUGCUUCAUUGUCUCCGCGGCCAUGGUAUCCUCUGCUACAGUGGUGGUGGGCCUGGUACAAGAUCUGACGUGGGUGACGGUGGUUCUCGGGCUGUGGGGCUUCGGCGUCGGGAAUUGCAUUGUGCUUCUCCCCCUCCUGCUGCUGCGCCACGUGGGCGUGGGUCGAUACAUGGGCGCCCUGGCCCUCCUUGGCUUGCUGAACGGGUUGUCGACGGUCACCUCCGGUUUUGUGAUAGGUGCUCUCCGUGACUUUAGUGGCAGCUACACCAUCAGUCUGUACUUCAUCGGCGCCACUGUUUCCAUCUCCGCCAUCCUCAUCCUCCUCGUCCCCACCGCCAUGGCCUAUGAUAAGCGAAAGGAAAAGAGGCAGCUGAAAAAGGACGUUGAGCUGGGAGGCUGAAGUUUGGUAACUCCCGCAGCACCCACGAAAAGCCAAGAGAUAAUCAACUGCGCCGUAAGGAAACUCCAGCCAA